UAUGUUGACACACUUUCUUCAGAUUUUAAUGCAUGUGUUCUUCAGAUUUGAAUGCAUAAUAAAACUACCUCUUAGCUGUAAACAAAUGAAUAAAGCUACUACACAAGGUAUCCAAUGAAAGUAUAACUUGGUCUAGACAGUAAAAUUAAGUACUCUAAACAAAAAUAAAGGGUAUCCAAUAAAUCUGCCCCUACGCCAUUCAAGCAUCAAUCAUAUUAAGUAGAAACUUUUAAUGAUUUGUAAAUAAUCGACACGGUUUAAGGCUUAAAAGUUAUGAAAUUAAACUCUUCCUACGCCCUGUCAAUCAUAUAACUUAAGACUUAAUGAUCUCAUAAAAAUAAAACAACUAAAACUUAACAUUCUGAAAUGAGAACUGUUUUCCCAUUUUUAUUGCGCAAAAAUAUAUUCUAAUAUUUGAUAGGAAAAUAAAAGGUAUCCAAUGAAACUAUGCUUACAUUUGACCAGUCAAAUAGACUAAGGGCCUAAAUGAUCUACAAUAAUUUAAAAUUAAAUCUAAACUUGGCAUUUCUCAAUGAGAAAAGGGUGUGUUAUGACAAAAAUAAUAAAUGGGAGACAUAAAUAGCAGGAAGAGGAUAGCUGUCCACUUCCAACCUGUGGUGUGUGUGUGUGUAAGUUGGGUGGCUUGGGAGUCCAAUUCCCCUAUAUAUACCACACCCUGUAGCCAUGGCGGCCGUGAUGAAGCUCGACACCCUUGGUUAUGCAGCCAGGAUGUUCAGCAGGCGUUUGUUGGACGAGCAGUUCCAGCAGCUGCUUCUGCUCCAGGAUGGGAGCGAAGAGAAUCUCGUUGCCAAGAUCGUCACCCUCUUCUGCCAGGAAGCCGAGCGGAUCAUUGGCGAGCUCUCUAUGCAGCUGGACAAGCCAUAUGUGAACUUCGAAGAGGUGGCUGCUUUUGCGGAUAAGCUUGAGGGGAGCAGUGCAUGACAGGAGGCGGUUGUUGGAUUUGUCCGAAGCAAAGGAAUGAGCCGGCAUCAAAGCUUGCAACCUUGGCUAAAAAGACGAGAGACCAAACGAGCGGACAGCAGAGCAAAAACUAUUACAGACAGGUUAAUGACACAUACCACUGACGGAUCACAAUUGGGCCUAGGCUGGUCAGUACUGACAUAACACCACUGGCAUGCGACAUUACUGAUUGGUUCUUACUUGUGGCGGUUAGUACUUCUUAUGCUCGAUCUUUUGCCUUUUUGGGCCAUUUAUACUUCCUAAACAAGUCGGUAGAAAUGAGGAUGUGCUGGAUUAUGGCAAUGAAUUAGUGAUAUAAGUAGUCAAUAAAAUAAUUAAAAUCUAAGAAAAGACAGGGAUGCGUUGGUGAAGCUAUGAUCGGUUGGCUUGAUGGGGUGGCCGCCGCUUCGCCCGAUUUCUGCAACGGCCACUGGGACGUGUUUUUUUCCUAAAAAAUGCACCCACACUAGUGUAUAGAAUAUCCUCUGUACCUUUCUUUGCUAGUUUAAGAAACAACAUUUUUAUGCUAAUACAUCAGCUUCAGCAUUUGCAUUUCUACUGGUGCUAUGAUAUCUUUGCCUUAUUGCAUAUACACAUGCUUCUUGAAUUGGUAGCAGAGUAGGCUUCGUUUGCCUCUCAGUAUGAAUUGGAGCAAGUGACACGAGGAGAAUCGAGAGCUUUGCUUGUGUAGCCGGUUCAGAAGAGGUAGUCAGAGAUCACGUGUGCAGCCAAAUGGGAAAAUGUCUGCACUUAGAUAAUUCAGUUCUAUGCUCAGAUUACAGUGGUUGC
Lolium perenne is the source of this 1749-nucleotide messenger RNA. Lineage: Eukaryota; Viridiplantae; Streptophyta; Magnoliopsida; Poales; Poaceae. The record is from RefSeq and is a predicted model, not a curated record.